Molecule: messenger RNA, 3360 nt
Organism: Oreochromis niloticus (Nile tilapia)
Lineage: Eukaryota; Metazoa; Chordata; Actinopteri; Cichliformes; Cichlidae
Product: P2Y purinoceptor 14
Exons: 3
Coding region: 1698-2810 (370 amino acids)
Biological process (GO): G protein-coupled receptor signaling pathway
Cellular component (GO): membrane
Molecular function (GO): G protein-coupled purinergic nucleotide receptor activity
Source: RefSeq, a predicted model, not a curated record
UGGACGAUAGAUGAUAACAAGUAAGACUGGUUUCUGAGUUUUACAGCUGGGGUGGACGAGGCUAAGCAUCAGGCCUGCCUGUUCCCUCAUUAUCACAUGUGUGCAUAUGUUAUCCCUCUGUAUUCUUUGUCACAUUCACCCUCCUUGUAGGUGAUAUUUCUGUCAGUCAGUCAGUAUUAUGUCCAUUUAUUGUUUAUUGGGUAUUUUGACUUUGUUGCUCUCCACCCUUUUUAAAGCUGUGAUUGUGAGUUCAGUUCUGUGUUGCCGAGUCCUUAUUUUGGGUCCACAGCUCUGCCUGCCACACACCUGCAGCUAUGACAUAAAUAAACAAAGAAAUACAUAAGAAAGUAGUCGUCUGCUGAGCAAAAGUGAAGACAGCACCUCCAACAGCAAAGCUGCUGCCUCCCUGCCAGACUCCUUUCUUUGGGCUGCUGGAUUUUCGAUAAUCCAUCGUUCCUAGCAGCUGUUUUGUUUUAAGGAUGUCUCCAGUCCCAACAGCAACAGACAGGUCCACUCCCCUUUUGCUAUAAAUGUAGAAUGGGUGGAAUCUGUCUCCACCUUUGGGUUUCUAAAUGCCCACAUGUCCACCGAUCUCACCUGGAACCACAACACCGUCUCCCUGGUAGAGAAGGCCCAGCAGCGUGCUCUCCUACUGCCUGGGUGUUUGGUACGCAGGGGCCACAAGUGAGAACAGGAAGGAUGUGCAGAGGGUAAUUACAGCACCCAAAAAAUCAUUGGCUUCCCUCUACCACCCCUGGAGGCCAUCACUAGGUCCUGAUGUCUCAAGAAAACCAGGUUACCCCUCACACGCCGCCCACCACCUGUUUGGCCUGCUGCCUUCCUGUCAGCACCUCAGGUCAAUCACGUCCACACCUCCAGACUCACUAACAGCUCCUAAAAGGGCCAUUUGGACAUUUGGACACUAUCACCCCACCCCUGCCCACCCACCUAUCAGAGCCAUGGUCCAUUAUACAAGCACUUUGCAACCUGUUCUCUAAUGUGUGCCUUCCUCCUGGUGUGGAGCACCCGUAAUUUCAUUAUAGAUAUAAUUUCAAUGAAGGGCUAUUCUAUUUUAUUGUAUUCUAUUUUAUUGUAUGCAUUGCUGGAGACUUGUUGGUAGCGCCAAACUCUCCGUUACCGUUUUCCUCUGUGCUAGGCAGAGAUUGUAAUUUUGCUGUCUGUCUCAUUCAGAAAGUGGGGGAUGCAGGUUCCUUCUUUUAUAUCCCUCUUUUGCAAAAUGCAAUACUGAACCCUCCUGGCACUAAUGUGCAGCUGAAGCUUUUCUGACACCAGGGGUGCCUGCAGCAAAUGCAGCAGCAUAUAUUCCUUUCACCAGGUUUCUUCGUGCACAGUUUCUCUUUUAUGCAAAAUGCAGCUGCAAACCUUUCUGACACUGGGUUGCAAUGGACAUUACAGGCAGAGGGUGUCCAGUUAAUCACUCCGCCGCCCUUCCUUUGCAAUAUUUAGCAGCAAACUUCUCUGGUACCAGGAUUCUCCAUCAUCUAUCCUUCCUCACAAAAUGCAGCAGUGCACAUUGUGGGCACUGUGUUGGAACACAAAAGGAGGAGAAGUUUUGGCUGUAGCUGUCUCAGCUUUCACAGUAGCUCAACAUUGAACUUUUAAUAUUUAAUAGAGUAACCUGAUUAUAAAUUCGAGUAGCAGAAACAAAGUCAGAACACAAAAGAAUAAAAAUAAAAAUGAUAAGCUACUUUGUUGGCUCCAGCAAACAUUCAUUAUGGUGUUUAUUUUUCAGAAACAUGGCUGACCAGACAUCGGCUAACAGAUUGACCGUGGAUGGCUGUCAUCCGGUCAACACAUCAGUCCACGCUUUCUUUAUCCUGAUCUACAGCCUCGUGUUUCUGGUGGGUUUACUCCUCAACAGCUACACCAUGAAGUUUUACUUCUGUCGAGCUCAUCAUCGGGUAUCCAGCAGCCUGACAGUCUACCUGAAGAACCUGACGGCUGCUGACUUCCUGCUCUGCCUCAGCCUGCCUAUCCGCAUCACCAACUACGCCAGCAGCUCCACCACCAUCCACCAACUCCACUGCAGCAUUGGAAUCCCUGUGCUAUACUUUAACAUGUACGCCAGCAUCCUGUUCAUGGGGUACAUUGCUGCUAACAGGUAUCUGAAGAUCAUCCAUCCAUCAGGAACUCACAUGUUGCAGACAGUACGAGCUGCAAAAAUCCUCUCCGGGAUCACCUGGGCUUGUCUCCUGGCCCCAACAAUCAGCUUCAUCACCACAUUUUUCAUCACCCAAAAACCUCAGAUCUCUGACCUCAGACACUGUGACUCCGUCUUCAGUGCAUCUGCCAGCCUGCUCGGAAAGGGCAUCCACACCUGUUUGGGGAUCAUCUUCCUGGUGGUCCUAAUAUCCCUGGUCUUCUUCUAUUACAACACCUCCCGCAGGGUGUUGCUGGCACAGCAGAGGCAAUUCUCCAGCUCCAACUCCAAGAAGCUUGUGAAGUCUCGCAAGAACAUGUUGCUGCUGGUGUGCGUCUUCUGUGUUUGCUUCAUCCCCUACCACCUGGUUCGCCUUCCCUACAUUUUUCUGUUGAAUAGCCACUCCCUGGUCUCUGUGGUUCUAUUCUAUCUGAAUGAAGUGACCAUCAUGAUAUCGGUUUUCAAUGUGUGUCUGGAUCCUCUUAUCUACUGUUUUCUCUGUAAGGCUUUUCGGGCCCAGGUGAACUUGAGGAUGCCAUCCAGGUUUGCACAGAUCAACAUCCAACCAGUAAAUAAGGAGAGGAAGAGCAGCGAGGAGCAGCUGGACACGCUUACACCAGUGACAAUGAUUCAAACCAGUGAGCUGUAGAGAACAGGUGAUCUUUGUCUGAGAGUCAGAUAAGACGAGUGAACCAAGAAUCGGGUAGCUCAAGACAUCAUGAACAACAGGAGCUUCUGCUGUUAGGAAUAAAAUGAUUAAAUAAAGCUCUUUUUAUUAUCUUUAUAUACACAUUGCUGUGUGCUCAUUAAAGAGGCGGCACUCCAUGUAAUAAGGGUCAAACUUUGAUUCGGCGCUAUGACUGAAUUGAAUUAUUGUCAAUGACAUGUAGAGGAGAAGAAGGGAUUUUUGCAAACAUGCUUACACAUCAUAACUGGUUAAAGUCAGGGUGAUAUUUUUUCUGGGUCAAGUUCUGGUUCAUGUCUGACCGAGACGAGGUCAGAGAGAAGAUAUGCAAGAGAGGAGCACCAUGUUGCUUCCUAGAAGAAGACAGUCAUAAUAAUAGAUGUUUUUGUUUUAGUAUUGAAGUGUAUUGCCCACCCUGAGGGUCAUCUUUGUGUGAAGCAGACUGCUGGUUUCACAUCGAGGUCUGUAACUUGUAAUUUCAACUGCUGAAGCAAAUUAAAUCUUUUAAAAAACA